Molecule: messenger RNA, 2367 nt
Organism: Physella acuta
Lineage: Eukaryota; Metazoa; Mollusca; Gastropoda; Physidae
Biological process (GO): ubiquitin-dependent protein catabolic process
Cellular component (GO): nucleus
Molecular function (GO): ubiquitin protein ligase activity
Source: RefSeq, a predicted model, not a curated record
AGAGGUUAAAAUGUGUUGAAGCUCUACGGCAUUUAAAUCUAGAUCUAUAGUCUCCCAACCUAUUAGUGACAUUAGCUAUACUUUAGGUGUCUGUGGAAAUACCAUCGAGCUCAGUAAGAUCUACAACAAUCUACAUUCGUUAUUUCUGCUGGACACGGUGCGUCCAACCGACCACUGGACACUACUUAUACUUUAUAGUUAGGCCUACGGACAACAGUUGGUGAUUGUGUUGGGAUUCUUAUUUCGACUUUUAAAACUGUGAACUCAAUCAUUUUUAAGGUACCAAAAUUUUAUAUUUCAAUCAUCGGAUUUGUUGCAAGAUUCUGGCAAUAAAGUCCCAGACAUGGCUAUGCACGCAGGGUCGUUCUGCUCAUCUUAUCUAGAUCUACAUCCAAGCACAAAUGAGUGGCCAGCUUUGGGCUAUACAUCAACGAUAAUAACUUCGGACAGCGCUAUUUGUGUAAACCAAAGUGCUGAUUCACAGUAUUUCAAUACUGAACAGUUAUUUAUAAAAGCAAAUGCUUACACAUUGGCGGAAGCAGCUGAACUGGUUUCUUUUCUUGAAAAUGACAUGCAUACAAACGGUGGGAAUACCCGUUCGGAUUAUUUACAUCAGCAACAUCCGCUUCAGCUUAGCAGAGGAUUUGAAUCACCAGUAGACGAAGCGUCUACUUAUAGCAACAUGAUGACUAAGCCGGCAGAUGUUGAAGCUAAGGAUUGCGAUGUUGUAGGAUUAGGUGCAAGUGUGAUGGCUGACGAUCAGACUGACAGUACAGUGCAGAGAAGGCGCAAGAAAAAACACAAGGUUCGACGGAAAAGUUUCAAAAAAUGGAAGCAAGUUGAUUCGAGCGAGUUGGGAUUUUAUGUUUCUUGUUCUGUAGAAAUCCAAAUUUGUGAAGAAGAAACAGACAAUGAGAUAACAAAAACUGAAGAUUGGUCGUCUGAAAAAAACAAUUCACCGUUAAAUGUUCUCUUUACCGCGGGAAAUUCAGCAUCUGAUGAGGUGUCGUCUGAGCAUACGGCGAACAACAUGACGACACAGAGUCAAAUUGAUGACGCAACGUUCUUUGCUUCUCUUGGCAUUGACAUUAAUGACAAUUCUGAUGACGUAACAGCAGACGAAAUGGAUAUCAACGACUGGGAUUAUAUUGUUUUAGAGAGGAAAGUACCUGUUCAUUGUUUUAGGCAUUUAGAUCUACCCACUAAAGUUACCAAUGACACCAAGACAAAGUCUUCCUCCGUACAAAACAAAUCAGCAAAAUGUUUGCCUAGCACACGUCUUCCGUAUUCAAACGACUUCCUCCCUAUUAAAAGAUGCGACGUGUUCAAACUACACAACCUUGAAUGUGCAAGCAGUGCUCGUGUUUACAUCCGGGCAGACAGGGACAGACGUGUAGAGAAGGCACACAAGGCCGUCAAAUCAAAGAACUGUAACUCCAUCUUCAACAACAAGGGACAUAAAUUAUUAUAUAUGCACCACAGAUUAGUGAAAAUGCACAAUUUAUGUUUAGAUUUUCGCCAAGCAGUUAAACCACGGUCAAUGCCUAUGACAACAAUAUUUGUUGAUUUGAAAGCUGCGAAAGAGAUUUGCAAGGCGAACAAGAAUAUGUUACAGCCUCUCCGCCCACCCCCGGCCCAAAACUUGAAACACGCCCUACACGAGACUAACGCUCCACGCCACCUGGAAACGGAACUGGCCAGUUUUCUUAUCAGCCUUCAACACCGCGAACUGACGCCAGAGGAUUACGAUAUGCUACUUCGUUUGGACGACUCUGUCAAACCAAAAACUGUAGCCAAAAGUGUUAUAAAUACUCUAAAAACUGAAAAAAUAGAACUAAGUAUACUUGACUCCGAUGAAAUUCUAUUUUGCACAAUCUGCAUGGAGCCAUACAUAGCUGGACAAGAAAGAAAAUUUUUACCCUGUGAGCACAAUUUUCAUUCCAACUGUAUUGACAAAUGGCUGGCAAAUUCGAGCAUGAACUGUCCACUUGAUGGCUUGCCAAUUGGGUGUUGAAUAUUAGUCAAAUUAAAUAUUUCAAAUUCGAUAAGCAUUAUCAAUGCCACUCAAGCCAAUAUUCUUACACAGAUGAAUAAACUGAUUCAAUUAUAUAUUCAUGUUAGAAUAAUUUAAUCCUAAUGCGAAGGAAGUAUGUUCUGAUGUUCUUCAACAUGUUCUAUCUUAGCAUGUGUUUACUAAUAAUGAAAGUUUAAACAUUUUCUUUAAAUACCAGCCCAGCUAAAAGUACCUCACAAAAAUUCUUUUUUUUUUUAAAUGUAAAAAUAAUCUACCUCAUUAAAGUUUGUAAACACAAUGUUACUUAAACUUAAGGCUUUAAAACAGAAGUUGUAGAUCAAUUCCUAUUAUCG